CACAGCGUGAUGAUGAUGAUGAUGAUGAUGAUGGGGCUGUCAGAGGGAUCUGCCCAGGUGUGUGUAGGAGACGCAUAGAUGCACACCUGAUGAAACAGCUCAGCAGGUCCACUAACACACCGACCUGAGCCGCCGGAUACCCCAGCAGAAGCGUCAAACGUCGACUCUUUUCCACUGAAGAUGGAUAUUUCAUUCACCUUGCAGAAGUACACGGACGCUUGAGAUGCAGGCCAUUGAUCCAGUGCAGAAGUCUUUGGGGCUGUAGUCCUGGACAGAAGGAUCCUUCAAACUGAGGGAGAGACUAGUGGUGGGAUGGAGAUGGAGCGUUACCUUGGAGUAAGCGCCGGCACUCCAGUCAACUCCACCAACACCACCGCCACCCCGGGAGCGGCCUUCCACGUUGAGCUGAUGAUGGAGCGGUUGGCCGUGGUGGGUCUGCUGGCGCUGGUGACGCUGCUGACGGCCGUGGUGAACGGCGCUGUCAUCGCAGCCAUCUGCACCACCAAGAAGCUCCACCUCCCUGCAAACUACCUCAUCUGCUCCCUGGCCGUCACCGACUUCCUGGUGGCCGUGCUGGUCAUGCCCAUCAGCAUCCUCUACAUCACCACCGAGACGUGGCUGCUGGGGCCGUUCGUGUGCGAGGCGUGGCUGAGCGUCGACAUGACCUGCUGCACCUGCUCCAUCCUGCACCUGUGUGUGAUCGCGCUGGACCGCUACUGGGCCAUCACUAAAGCCAUCGAAUACGCCCGCAAGAGGACGCCCCGCCGCGCCGGCGUCAUGGUGGCCAUCGUCUGGGUGAUUUCUAUCUUCAUCACCAUUCCGCCUCUGUUCUGGAGGCAGCGCGGUGACGGGACGGGCCCGCAGCAGUGCUUCAUCGAGCACGACCACGUGGGCUACACCAUCUACUCCACGUUCGGUGCUUUCUACAUCCCCAUGACUCUCAUCCUCAUCCUGUACUCCCGGAUUUACAGCGCGGCCAAGACGCUGUACCAGAAGCGCGGCUCCUCGCGCCACCUCAGCAGCCGCAGCACCGACAGCACCAACUCGCUGAACCACUGCCGCGUCACGCACGCCUUCUGCGUCUCGGACAUGUCCAACUCCGACCACGCCGCGGAGUUCGACCGCAACCACGUCACCGUCCGCGUGCCGCCGCUCGAUAUGGAGACGCCGGAACUGGACGAGAGGAACCAGAUCUGUACGUCUCGGGAGAGGAAGGCGGCUCGGAUUUUGGGGCUCAUCCUGGGAGCCUUUAUCCUGUGCUGGCUCCCGUUCUUCUUGAAAGAGCUCCUGGUGGGUUUGAAUGCGCUCAACCCCUCGCCUCACGUGUCGGACGCCCUCACCUGGCUGGGCUACGUCAACUCGCUCAUUAACCCGCUACUGUACACCAGCUUCAACGAGGACUUUAAACAGGCUUUCAAGAGACUGUUCAGGCGCAAGGAGCACACAUAGACACGUAUCUGUACGUCGGCAGCUGCUUGAUUGGGAUCAGGACAUUCUGGAACUCCAUUUGAGUUGGAUUCGUACGUUUCAAAGUCCAGCAGGAGUAUGGAAAAAACACAUGGCACGGUGUCCUCUGAAAAGAGCUAAUUACAUUUUAAUAA
Messenger RNA from Labeo rohita (rohu), 1601 nucleotides. Its product is annotated as 5-hydroxytryptamine receptor 1E. Gene Ontology annotation, molecular function: G protein-coupled serotonin receptor activity. The record is from RefSeq and is a predicted model, not a curated record. The coding region runs from base 313 to 1449 and encodes 378 amino acids. Gene Ontology annotation, cellular component: plasma membrane. NCBI's taxonomy places the organism in Eukaryota, Metazoa, Chordata, Actinopteri, Cypriniformes, Cyprinidae. The transcript has 2 exons. Gene Ontology annotation, biological process: adenylate cyclase-activating adrenergic receptor signaling pathway.